This is a messenger RNA of Rubroshorea leprosula, 1732 nucleotides long. NCBI's taxonomy places the organism in Eukaryota, Viridiplantae, Streptophyta, Magnoliopsida, Malvales, Dipterocarpaceae. The record is from the annotation of a GenBank genome assembly.
UACUAUAAUCGUUUUUCGUGCUUACACUGGUUGGCAUGCUAUAAGUUUUAUUAUGGGCCAUCCAUAUUUACUUACUGAGUUUAUCUCAUAGUUUUUCGUUGUCCACCAUUUCAGGAAAUGAAACCGAGGACAAGGAAACCACGAGAAGUGACGAGUUAAAAGGCUAGCCAUCUUGUAAAGUGAACUUAGAUUUUAGAAAUAAAUCAUGAUCUUGUAAACUCGAGUGUAUUUGGAGAUUUUAUGAUAUCAAAGCAGAUUUUAAUAUUUUAUUUUUAGAUUUUUGGUGAAUUCUCUCUCUCAACCCAGAAAAUCCCGGAGCUGCUCUGCUCUUCUCCCUUGUCCGCCAGCUGCUAUGUGGGUUUGAAUUUCUCGGCAUUUUUCGGUCCGUGAGUUUCCCUGCAGAUGCCGCCGGCUUCUUCUCCCUGCCAAGUCCGGUUCUUGCUGGAAAAUUCUGGUAUGAUGGCCACUUCUUUAAGCCCUAAAUUAGCCAUUUAAUUGCUGCCUUGUGUGUGUCUGAAUUGUGCCGGAAAUGGGGAGGAAUUCCGGUAGCAUUAGUAGCAUUUCAAAUGUGUUUUAAGCUUGAUUAAGUAGAAUUUAGCUUGAAUUAGCUGCUGUGAUGUUUUGUGUGAAAAUCUCGUGUGUGUGAAUUGUGAUUUGCCAAAGUUAUGCUCUCUCUGUGCUGCCGUGAGAAAUGGGAAAAAUUUGGUAGAUUAAGUUAUGUUUUCAAGCUUGGUUUAAAUUUAAGAGUUGCUGUUCACGUCGUGGUACUGUUCACCGAACACUGUUCAUGGCACUGUUCACACCCCGAGAGUCAACAAUUAACGGGGAUUUAAAUAUUUAGCUUGUGAUAUAAGAACGAAUUUGGAGAUAUUUGAUCAUGUGGAGAUUGAUAGGAAUAGCAUCGGGAUUAAGAGUGAUCUUAAUGAUGAUUUCAAUUUGAAUUUGUGGUGAUACGAUAAUUAAUUGUGGAUAUUUUGAUUAGGUUCUUGAUCGUUCUGUCAGUUUAGUACAUGAAUUGAGUGCUCGGUUUUGCGGAGUGAGGUAAGUAAUUUAUGGUAAUGCCCAUACUAUUUUAAAAGCAUGUUUUGAUUUGUUUUUGAAGUGGUGGCGGGACUAAACCCGUUUUACACAAGUAUGACCGAUUUGAAGUGAAAUGUUUUAUGAUUUUCAUUAAAUUGAGCAUGCCUACUUGAAAUUUAAGUGACUGUCCUGAUGAUCUGAAAGUGAUUGUGAAUUGUGAUUUUCCUGUUAACUUCUGCCUGUUUUGUCUCCGAUGUGGUCAUGUUAUUAGUGACCCUGCUAGUGGGGGAGGUUAUAAACGCUAGCACAUGUCGACAUGUUAUUGAUAGAACCGGUUCGUUGAGUGACCCUGCUUGUGGGGAUUAUACACCAGCAAACAGUGCGCAUGCCAGUGGGUGUUAGACGCUGACCGUGACCUAUAGAGGAGACGUCUAUUUCGUUCUCGUAUUGUAUCCGUUUUUCGUGAUUGCACAUGUUGGCAUGCUAUAAGUUUAAUAAUGGGCACCCCAUAUUUACUUACUGAAUUUAUCUCAUAGUUUUCCUUGUCCACCAUUUCAGGAAUCGAAACCGAGGACGGGGAAACCACGGGAAGUAACGAGUUAAAAAGCUAGCCAUUUCGAGAUUGAUAUAGAUUUUAGAAAGAAAUCAUGAUCUUGUAAACCAGAGUGUAUUUGGAGAUUUUAUGAUAUCAGAGUAAAUUUUAAAGAUUUGA